Messenger RNA from Iphiclides podalirius (scarce swallowtail), 525 nucleotides. NCBI's taxonomy places the organism in Eukaryota, Metazoa, Arthropoda, Insecta, Lepidoptera, Papilionidae. The record is from the annotation of a GenBank genome assembly.
AUGUGUCCUGUUAUUGAACCUACACACCCUAAAUACAAAGAUGAUUACAGGAAAAUUCUCUUAGAUAGUAGAACUUGGUUGCAUAUUGAAGUUACUCUAGAUGGCACAGCCACAAAUAUUCAUCUCAUUGGUAAUUCAGAAGUAUGGAGUGAUAAGCUGCAUUCUGGUCUUUUAUCCUGGGACCAUGACAAAGAUAUUGUUGAAAAUAUUAUGAUCAUAUUUGAUAUAUCCAGGUCUCCAUCAGAUCUUCAUCUUCUGAACCUGACCAAACCAGAGUCUGAUGUUAUUGCAGAAACAAGAUCUUGUGGGAUUUGUCUAUGCAAUGAACUACCUGGCAAUGCUGGCAUUCCACAGCCACUUUGUCAAAACUCUGUUUGUGGGGUUUUUUUUCACAGGAGCUGCUUAUUUGAGUGGUUGUUAGCAUGCACAGGAGGCCGCCCGCCAGCCUUCCAAGUUGCGACUGGAAGUUGUCCUACAUGUCUUCACCCAAUUGCUUGUUCUCAAACAGAUGAGAGAAUAUCCAAG